AUGGCUGACAAACAAUCUCGGGAAGGCUCUGAUGCCUCGCUCACUUUCCCUGAAAAUGAUGCUGGGACAGCUUCACCCCGUUCCAGCACGGACUCGCGCUCCUCCAACCGCACGUCGCUCCGCAUCACCGGCUUACCCACGCAUCAACAUCGCCAGAGCUUGAGCGAAAGCUUGCGGGGCCCUUUGGCUUCUCCACGCGCCCGCCGGCAGCCAUCCCUCACCCAGUCUGCCGUCCAAAGCCUUAUCGACAACCCCCCGCCGCCCAAAAAUGCUGACCCCGCCUUCAUGGGCCGUGAUUGGCGCCAUAUUGCAAUCAGUGAGCUCGUCAGCCCGGACGACCUCCAUUGGGUUGAGAUGGAUACGGGGAUUGAAGAAGCUACCAAUGUAAUGAUUGACUCUGGGAUCAGCGUGUUGCUUAUCCGCGAGACUCCCCAAGAUAAUGCUGCAAUUGCUACCUUUGACUAUUCCGAUCUAAACACGUAUCUCCUCCUGGCUGCCGGCUUGAUUCUCCCCGGAGAAGGACAGCGCGCAUCAUACGAUGAAUUAGCCCGCAAGGCUCGCGACGGGGAGAAGAUCUCAAUCCGAGACGUGAAGAACAUGGGAUUGGAGAAGGAGCCUUUGACUACACUACCAGCUACCGCGAAUGUGCUUGCAGCAGUCGAGACAUUUGGUGGUGGAGUCCACCGAGUAGUUGUGACGAAGGAGGACCGGCACGAGGUGGUUGGCAUCUUCAGCCAGUUCCGUCUGGUCAAAUUCCUGUGGGAAAAUGGGCGCAGCUUCCCCGUUCUCGAAGAGCUAUACCCGCAGUCACUACGUGAUUUAUCGAUUGGCUCGCAGAAUGUCAUCUCCAUUAACUUCUUACCCGAUCAUCUUCCCCUCCCGCUGCUUCAAAAUACCUGCACCCAUUUCAUCUCCGUCAUUCUAUCAACCAGAGGCUUGAUCGAGGGCAAGGAUUCUUUCCCUGUCUUCCAUGUGAAUCCGACUUCGACCCUUGCGCAUACGGUCGCGAAGAUUGUCGCGACGAAAUCACAUCGGCUUUGGGUCACGGAUCCCAUGUCUCCCUCGUCAUCAGGGCCUCCAACGCCUUCUCAGUCUUCCACUCACGUUCCUCUGGGGACGACGCCUCUGAAUGUAGCUGCAACCCCCACUCUCUCCCCGCCCGCAUCUCCGCAUCCUCUUUCUGCCCCUCAAACUCCUUUGGCUCUCCCGCAUCUUCCAACUCCUCCCCAGCCGGCUGUUCUCGCCCACUCGGCAGGCAGCGGUGUCGUGCCACCGAUGUCACCAUCGAUUCCUGCUUCAGCGCUCCCUGGCGCGCGCUUGUCGGGACGACUAGUAGGCGUGGUGAGCCUGACUGAUAUUUUGAACCUCCACGCACGCGCUAGUGGUCUGAGCCCUGCAGACCCGGCUGAAAGUCGCCGACGCCGACGAAGCAGCAGCUCGUCAAGCUUGAGCGUUCGUCGCAGUGGAGAGGUCGGCCGUGAGCUAUUCAGCCGAGGCUUGUAG
Molecule: messenger RNA, 1503 nt
Organism: Penicillium chermesinum
Lineage: Eukaryota; Fungi; Ascomycota; Eurotiomycetes; Eurotiales; Aspergillaceae
Product: Protein sds23
Exons: 4
Coding region: 1-1503 (500 amino acids)
Molecular function (GO): protein serine/threonine phosphatase inhibitor activity
Source: RefSeq, a predicted model, not a curated record